Triticum aestivum (bread wheat) is the source of this 4717-nucleotide messenger RNA. RefSeq names its product disease resistance protein RGA2. Gene Ontology annotation, molecular function: ADP binding. The transcript has 4 exons. The record is from RefSeq and is a predicted model, not a curated record. Bases 366 to 3551 code for a protein of 1061 amino acids. Lineage: Eukaryota; Viridiplantae; Streptophyta; Magnoliopsida; Poales; Poaceae.
UGCUGUUUCAACUUGCUAAUAUCAUACAGUACUUGGGUGUGGAUCUAGAGAAAGCAAACACAAUAUAGCUAUACUAAACAAAGUGCAGUGUACGUUGGGAGUUGUUUUACAGUACCCUGGCCCUUCCAAUACGCUCAGUUUUUUCGGAGGUAAGUUCAGACAAGGUAGUUUUCGGACUUACUGGGGAUGCUUUUACACAACUUUUAGGUUCCUUGUCUUCACUUCCUUUCAUUCUCCUUUCACCAACGGCGAGAGAGCGACACACGGGAGGCGACGGCAGGGGCGGCAGUAUCUCUGCUCUUUCACCAAUUUGGAUCUGCUCGAUUUCGGGUGUUGCUCAGUUUCUUCUUCGGAUCUGCAAGAUCAUGGCCGAAUCACUGCUUCUCCCUUUGGUGCGCGGUGUGGUCGGCAAGGCCACAGACGCGCUCGUCCAGACCGUGACCCGCAUGUGUGGCCUUGACGACGACCGCGAAACGCUGGAGCGCCAUCUGCUAGCUGUGGAGUGCAAGCUGGCCAACGCGGAGGAAAAGAGCCAGAAAAAUGCCUACCUCAAGAGCUGGAUGGAGAAGCUCAAGUCCGUUGCCUACGAGGCCGACGACAUCCUCGACGACUUCCAGUACGAGGCACUGCGUCGUGAAGCCCAGAUCGGCAAGUCCACUUCCCUCAAGGUACUCGGCUACAUCACGCGCCGCAGCCCGCUGCUCUUCCGUUUUGCCAUGAGCAGGAAGCUCAAGGGAGUCCUUGAGAAGAUCAAUAAGCUAGUCAACGAGAUGAACAAGUUUGGCCUUGAGAAUUCUGUCCAUCAGCAGGAGCCCCAACUUCCUUGGCGGCAGACUUACUCCAAACUGGAUGAGUCUACCGACAUCUUUGGAAGAGAUGAUGACAAGGAGAGGGUGGUGAAGCUGCUGCUAGACCAGCAAGAUCAGCAGAAGGUUCAGGUGCUGCCCAUCUUUGGUAUGGGAGGUCUUGGCAAGACGACACUUGCUAAGAUGGUGUACAAUGACCAAAAAGUCCAGCAGCAUUUCCAGUUGAAGAUGUGGCACUGCGUGUCAGACAAUUUUGAUGUUUCUGCUAUUGUGAAAUCCAUCAUUAAAUUGGCUAAUGGAACUUGUGACCAGGCUGACAGCAUCGAACUAUUGCAGAAGAAACUUGGCGAAGUCAUUGGCCAGAAGAGGUUUUUUCUUGUUCUUGAUGAUGUAUGGAAUGAAGAAAAGAAGUUGUGGAAGGAUGAACUGAAGCCACUGUUGUGUUCUGUUGGUGGACCAGGAAGUGUCAUAGUGGUCACAUGUCGAAGCAAGCAAGUGGCCUCUAUAAUGCAAACAGUUGAUCCCGUUGAGCUAGCAUUUCUGAGUAAAGAAGAUUCAUGGGAAUUGUUUUCAAACAAAGCAUUUAGCAAUGGUGCAGAGGAGCAAACAGAGUUAGUCACAAUCGGAAAACGUAUUGUCAACAAAUGCGGGGGGCUGCCUCUUGCUCUGAAGACAAUGGGUGGUUUGCUGAGUUCAAAGCAACAGGUACAUGAAUGGAAGACCAUUGAAGAAACUAACAUUGGGGAUAAUGUUGGAGGCAAAUAUGGGGUCAUGCCCAUACUGAAGUUAAGCUACAAAUACCUGUCAUCUGAAAUGAAGCAAUGUUUUGCAUUAUGUGCAGUUUUCCACAAGGAUUAUGAGAUGGAGAAGGAUAUGUUGAUCCAACUAUGGAUGGCAAAUGGCUUUAUUCAAGCAGAGGGAACAAUGGAUUUAACUCAGAAAGGGGAAUUCAUAUUUCAUGAAUUGAUUUGGAGGUCCUUCCUACAAGAUAUGAAAGCUGCAGCCAAAUCUGCUGGCUAUGCUAGUGAUAGAGCAUAUGGGACAAUUGUAUGUAAAAUGCAUGACUUAAUGCAUGACUUAGCCAAAGAUGUUAGCAAUGAAUGUGCCACCAUAGAAGAAUUGAUUGAACAGAAAUCAUUGGUAAAAAAUGUCUGUCACCUUCAAAUGUCAGAGGUUGAAUUGGAAAAGACUUCCAUGUUGUUUGAUGGCAAAACAUCUCUCCGCACUUUGUUAGCUCUUUCAUGGAUGCAGCAGGAUUUUAAACGACUGCCACAUGUAUCAUUACGAGCAUUGCAUUGGCUGGGUUCUAGAACCAGUUUGAAAGCCAUAAAUGCAAAACAUUUACGGUACCUUGACCUCUCACAUUGUAGCGUCAAUUCUACAUUGCUCGAUUCAUUAUGUUUAUUGUAUAACAUGCAAACUUUGAGGCUCAAUUAUUGCGAGGGGCUACGACAGUUUCCAGAAGACAUGGUGAUGAGCCUGAGAAAGCUCAUACAUAUUUAUCUUUAUGGAUGUUCUAGUCUGGAGCGGACGCCUCGAAACAUUGGUCAGCUGAACAACCUUCACACACUAACAAGAUUUAUUGUGGAUACAAGAGAUGGUUGUGGUAUUGAGGAGCUCAAAGACCUGCGACACCUUAGCAACAGGUUGGAACUGUAUAGCUUGAGAAAAAUAAAGAGUGUAAAUCAUGCAAAAGAAGCCAAUCUCCAGCAGAAGCAAAAUCUGAGUGAGUUGUUGUUCUGUUGGGGAAGAAGUGUUCUCUGCUCGUCUAGACAGGAAGAAAAUGAGGCAUGUAAUGAGGAAGAAGUAUUCCAGCAUCUAGAACCUCAUAGCAAGAUCAAAAAAUUUGAGUUGUAUGGAUAUGGUGGCCCAGAAAUACCACGAUGGAUGAGAGAUCCUCAGAUGUUUCAGUGCUUAAGAAAACUCACCAUUUCCAACUGGACAAGGUGUAAGAAUAUACCUGUAGUAUGGCUCUCACCCUCACUGGAGUUCUUACACUUGAACAACCUGGGUAAACUGAAGACAUUGUGUGAUAACCUUUGCAUAGAAGGUGGAGGACGCAGUACCCCUCUACAGAUUUUCCCGAAGUUGAAGGAGAUGGUCUUGGAACAGCUACCUAGUCUAGAGGGAUGGGCAGAAAACAGUGCGGGUGUGGCCACUGAUAGCUCAGUAAUAUUCCCGGUGUUUGAGAAGCUAGUAAUCACCCGCUGCCCUAAGGUUGCAAGUUUUCCACUGAGCCCCGUUCUCAAAGACCUGAGAUUAGUGGGAUAUUACUUGGAGGUGGAGUAUUUACCAAGGUUGCGUACAUCCCUUGAAAUUUUGUGGAUUCAAUGCUUCGAAGGUUUGGUAGCGCUGCCUUCGAACCUUGGAGAUCUGGCAAAGCUGAGGGAGCUACGGGUGCAUAGCUGCAGGAGUCUGGAAGGGUUGCCUGAUGGGAUGGAUGGCGUCACUUCUCUCCGGGAGCUGGUAAUCACUCAUUGUCGAGGGAUAGAGGAAUUCCCGAAUGGUCUCCUUGAGCGGUUGCCAGCCCUUGACUACCUAACCAUAGUGGGCUGCCCCGAGUUGCAAAGACGAUGUAGAGAAGGAGGGGAGUAUUUCCACCACUUGGUCCCUAUCCCAUAUAAACGCAUUCCAGCAGAAUCAGUAGCAGAACCAGAAUCAGAAUCCAGCGAAAAGAGGUUUCCAAGAAGGCUCCUCCCCUGCUGUGUUCACUCAAAGUCUGACUCUGAGUCUGAUAAUAACUGAGGAUAACCAGAAGUAUGGUUCCAGCAGCGACCGCUGGUUCCUCCUGGGAUCAGGUUACAUCAGCCCAACUUGCAAGCAGAGCUCGGCCAUGAAAACUUUAAUUUCAUCUCUCAUUUCUCUGACCAAAUAUAUUUCCUCCAGCGCUCAAGGUGAUUGGUCCAUUUAGAAGGUACUGUACCUGUACGCUCCAUCUCUGCUUAAUUUCAUCCUGAAUUGUCCUCAAAUCAACUCAGCACAAUACUUGAACUAGCGAAACAUCUGUUCUGCAUCAUAAAUCAGUACUUAAUCUGAGAUGAUGACAAAAUGCUUUCACCAUCACAGAAAUUGGUUAGCAGACUAGAUACUGAUUUCAUGUCUGUCAGGAAUCAAGUGCUGUAUGAUAGUCAUCUGCAACGCCAUUUAGUUGUUAAACAAACGAGCUCAUUUUCCAUGCUUACUAAUUGAUGGAUACAUUCCUUGGUAUACAAAAAUUAUCUUGCUUUGGACUCCUGUCAGAAUUCAGAUACCACCUUUUGAUGAUAGAGAGUCAGGAAGACCCAAGCUGCGAAGCAAAUCCGCAUGAAUGUUUACCCUGCCUGCAGGUUGCCAUCUCUGAAAGCAUCCACAAAAUGAAGGAAGCAACGCCAUGCCAGACAAGCAAAGUCAGAACUCCAUCAACACGGUAUGUGAUGAAUGUUGUCUGAAAGUAGAUGCAACAAUGGGAAGUGGUAGAUCAUGCUGUGGCCGUCGUCGUGUUCCCUACAAAUUUUCUCCACGUGUGUGUGUCCGUGCAGACAGAUGUCUUGAUCCAGUUUCUCUACAUGUAGGAGUAGAUGUCAGUGCGAAUUUGUAUUUCCCUGUAAAUUUGUAUCUGUCUGUCUGCCUGGUAACCUGACAUGUGAGUGAGAGCGUUUGUGUGUGUUUGUGUGCGUGUCGUUGUUGGGCAUUGGUGUGUGUGGUGCGUGGGGUGUAUAAACCCAGGCGCUUGUUGAGUGUUUCGUCAGUCAAGGAAAUAGCAAGCUCUUAAUCCCCCUGUCUCCUUCACAAUGAUCGUUCUCUUGCAAACUCUGGCAAACUGCAACGUGGAAGGAGAACUUACAGAUGAUCCUUCACAAUAUAUUUUGCUGUAAUAACAUAAAGUCUUCUGAUCUCGUUAUGAAUAUUUUUUGAAACAUAAAGUCUGAACU